Molecule: messenger RNA, 1520 nt
Organism: Motacilla alba alba
Lineage: Eukaryota; Metazoa; Chordata; Aves; Passeriformes; Motacillidae
Gene: PPIL4
Product: peptidylprolyl isomerase like 4
Exons: 13
Coding region: 26-1465 (479 amino acids)
Biological process (GO): protein peptidyl-prolyl isomerization
Cellular component (GO): nucleus
Molecular function (GO): RNA binding; peptidyl-prolyl cis-trans isomerase activity
Source: RefSeq, a predicted model, not a curated record
GGGCUGCGGGGCGAGCUGCGCGGCCAUGGCGGUGCUGCUGGAGACCACGGUGGGGGAUCUGGUCAUCGACCUGUACACGGAGGAGCGGCCCCGCGCUUGUCUGAAUUUCCUGAAGCUCUGCAAAGUCAAGUACUACAACUAUUGUCUUAUUUAUAAUGUACAGAGGGAUUUUAUUAUACAAACUGGUGACCCCAUGGGAACUGGUCGUGGAGGGGAAUCCAUAUUUUGUCAACUGUAUGGUGAUCAAGCCAGAUUUUUUGAGGCAGAAAAGGUGCCGAGAAUCAAACACAAGAAGAAGGGAACUGUGUCAAUGGUGAACAAUGGCAGUGAUCAGCAUGGAUCACAGUUCCUCAUUACCACAGGAGAAAACCUGGAUUACCUUGAUGGUGUACAUACAGUAUUUGGAGAAGUGACAGAAGGCAUGGAUGUAUUGAAGACAAUUAAUGAAACCUUUGUAGAUAAAGAUUUUAUCCCAUAUCAAGAUAUAAGGAUAAAUCAUACAGUAAUUUUAGAUGAUCCUUUUGAUGACCCACCUGGUUUGUGUGUUCCUGAUCGCUCUCCAGAACCUACAAAGGAGCAGCUUGACAGUGGCAGAAUAGGAGCAGAUGAAGAAAUUGAUGACAUGAAAGGACGGACUGCAGAUGAAAUAGAAGAAGUUCAGGCAGAAAAAGAAGCAAAAACUCGUGCCAUUCUUUUGGAAAUGGUGGGAGACUUGCCAGAUGCAGACAUCAAGCCACCAGAAAAUGUGCUUUUUGUUUGUAAACUGAAUCCUGUGACCACAGGUGAAGACCUGGAGAUAAUAUUUUCACGAUUUGGUCCCAUUAAAAGUUGUGAAGUGAUCCGAGACUGGAAGACUGGUGAAUCUCUUUGUUAUGCUUUCAUUGAGUUUGAAAAGGAGGAAGACUGUGAGAAAGCCUACUUCAAAAUGGACAAUGUGUUGAUCGAUGACAGACGGAUACAUGUGGAUUUUAGCCAGUCUGUUGCAAAGAUUAAAUGGAAGGGAAAAGGUGGGCGGUAUACCAAGGAAGAUUUCAAGGACUAUGAGAAGGACCGUGACAAACCUUCAAAAUUUGCUCUGAAAGAAAAGGUAAAACCAAAGCAAGAUGCCAAGUAUGACCUUGUGCUGGAUGAGGAUGUAGAAGAGUCUCACACAAGUCAGUCACACUUGGCUAAAAAACAGAAAAAGAAAAAGCACCACCACUCUGAAGAUGAAGAUGAUGACAAGAGGACCAAAAAAUCUAAGGAUUCUGAGCGGAAGCACGAGGAACGCUGCAGGGAGAGGCCCAAGAGUGAGAAGAAAGACCGGCAUCGGAGCCGCAGCCGUUCUCAGGAGAGAGAGUACUCUCACAGCAGACAAAAAGACAAGUACAGAGAAGAUGUCCGAGUGAAAGACUGGGAUAAAAAAGCAGACAGAAGCAGAAGUCCUAAGAAAUCAAAAGACAAAGAGAGGUCCAAGUACAGAUGAAGGACAAGGAAAAUACAGAGGGGAACUAAAAUAAUAAAUUUAUCUUUUUUCUUUU